AUGUCGAGUUCGAAACCGGAAUGGUUGACCGAAAUCUGUAAGAUAUUAGUAAAUGAUUUGGACCAGUUAGAUGUAUUAGUUGUCCAUUUAGGGAGCCCGAACUUUAACGCAACUGUAAAAUGGGCCCAGUUAAACAACCAACAACGUUGGUGCGAACAAAAUACACAUCCAAGUCUGACACAAAUUAUAUCAGCUUUACAAGAUAUGAAUAAACCUGACAUAGUCAAUUUAAUUAAGAACAAAUUCAUACUUAAAAAACAACUUAUUUUGGAAAAUGAAGGAAUUGAAAACCUUCGUUCGUAUAGCUACAAAGUUGGAGGGACCCCGAGAUUCAAUGCAGCCGCCAAAUGGCAACAGUUAAAUAACCAACAAAUAGAAACACAAUUUUAUAAGUUCAUGAACGUUUGGUACGAACAGUCUGAAGAUCCAAGUCUGACUAAAAUUUUAUCGGCUGUAGGCGCUAUGCGCAGAAAUGACAUAGUCAAUUUUAUGUUGAACGAUGUCAAUCUUAAAAAACAAUUUCACAUGGAAAUUAAGAGAACGUUAACUGAAACUGUUGAGUAUAUUUCUUCUAUACUAAUCUGA
Lottia gigantea (owl limpet) is the source of this 585-nucleotide messenger RNA. RefSeq lists its product as hypothetical. Lineage: Eukaryota; Metazoa; Mollusca; Gastropoda; Lottiidae. The record is from RefSeq and is a predicted model, not a curated record. Bases 1 to 585 code for a protein of 194 amino acids. The transcript has 3 exons.